Linum tenue is the source of this 1914-nucleotide messenger RNA. Lineage: Eukaryota; Viridiplantae; Streptophyta; Magnoliopsida; Malpighiales; Linaceae. The record is from the annotation of a GenBank genome assembly.
CUUUCCCCUUCUUUUCUUCCCCCCUUUCGUCCUUAUCAUACUCGCCGGCGGCGAGAUCCCUCAUCGCAGGGGGAAUGAAUAUUCCGGCGGAAACAUCUCCUCUUACCUCCACACGCAAUGCUCGUAUCUCCGAUCAUCCCCGCCACGUCUUCCACGAAAAAGCCCUCUACUAAAAUACCAUCCCUCCCCCCUCUCUCCUCACCGCCCAAGUUCUCAGAUUCCUCCUCGCUGAUUGCAGGGAAGACCCGAGAUUCAGGAUCUGACCGAGUCAUUGAUUGGUCCCCUUUGGACUCAGUGAGUCAAUAGAUUGCUGAAGAAGACGAGUGGACGCGUUUAGAAACCAUAUCAUUCAUUCAAUCAGUCAGUCGGUUAGUCAAAAUCCUUUGAUCCUUUCAUCUCUCUGACAUGCCUCCUAUGAAGAUCCAGCCAAUCGAUGUCGAUUCUCAGAUGCAGCCGGCGACUCCGGCCAUAGCUGAGCCGGCGAAGCCGGUGCUGAAAUCUCGGUUCAAGAGGCUCUUUGACCGCCAGUUGCCGAGCGUGUUGAGGAUUUCGUCGGCUGAUAAGCCGAACAUCGGCGGCGAUGCGCAGUAUGUUACCAGAGAUGCCGGAAUCGGAGCUGGAGGGACCGAGUUCGAGCCGAGCUCUGUGUGUUUGGACAAAAUGGUGCAGAGUUACAUGGAAGAGACGAACGAGAAGACUCUCCGCGCUCGCAAUCGCUGCAAUUGCUUCAACGGCAACAUCAGUGACAGCUCCGACGAUGAAUUCGAUGUGUUCGAUGGCGGCUUUGGUGAGUCGAUCAUUAGCAGUGGACCGAACUAUGACGCCUCCGAUGUUCUCAAGAGUCUAAUUCCGUGCGCGAGCAGAGCCGAGAGAAAUCUCCUCGCCGACGCGGCGGCGAUCGUCAAGAAGAAAUCCUCUUCUUACAAGCACAAAGACGAGUUGAGAAAGAUCGUCGCCGACGAACUAUCGGCCCUCGGCUAUAAUUGCUCCAUCUGCAAAUCUAAAUGGGAGAAAGCCUCUUCCUAUCCCGCCGGUGAAUACGAGUACCUAGAUGUGAUUGCCGACGGCGAGAGACUGUUGAUUGACGUAGAUUUCAGAUCGGAGUUCGAGAUCGCUCGAUCGACCAGUGCUUACAAAGCAGUCCUUCAAUCCCUGCCGCACGUUUUCGUCGGGAAACCAGACCGGCUGGGCCAGAUCGUGUCGAUCGUGGCGGAGGCGGCGAGGCAGAGCUUGAAGAAGAAAGGGAUGCACUUCCCUCCGUGGAGGAGAGCCGAGUACAUCCGCGCCAAGUGGCUCUCUCCGUUCACCAGGCUGACCGACAAAGCUCCGGAAGACUCCAAAGCUGAAGAAGAGCUUCUGAACGGAGGCAAACCACCGUCGGAGGAGGAGGAGAAGGGAACGGAUGAGAGAGAAGAGUGCUGCGGAGAGCUGGAGUUGAUUUUCGGAGAGAAAGCCACAGAGUCGGACACCUCCUCGUCGCCGGCGAAAACUCCCGGCGAGGAGAAGGUGAAGGCGGCGGUGACGUGGCAGCCGCCGGCAGUGAAGCCGAAGAGUGUUGUAAAGAGGAAAACAAAGAUGGUGACCGGAUUAGCCUCUCUUCUGAAAGAGAAACCGUAAAAACAAAAAAAGUUUUGGACUCUAUUUUUUCAUAUUUCCUUUUUUGGCGGAGGACAUAAAAAACGUACAAAAUUGAAAAAUAUAUGAAAAUAUAAAUUGAAAUGUGAAAUAGGUGGAUAAUGGUAGCAAUUAGUUGAUUUAGUAGCCUGCUGCGGUACUGCCGCUUUUCUCACCCACUUUUUCUUUUUAACCUGCUGUUGCUGUAAAAGCAGAGGUAGGGACUAGGGAGCAAUCCAAUCAACCCUGUAAUAACUUGGUAAAAACGAGCAGUAAAUAUUUUGGAAGUUAAAAAUCCUC